AUGGCAUCCACAACAGUUACACACGCGCAUUUCCGCCAGACUCAAGUCUCUCCCGCCAGCGGCCUGGAAAUGCCGACUGAGUCGCAAUGCCCAAUAUGCAUGGAAGCCUACGACGCGGACGCACACCGCGCCAUGCGCACCCACGUGCCGUCAUGCACCCAUAUUUUUUGCGAGGCAUGCGUCGACGAGCUCUGCUCCCGGCGAUUCACUCAGCAAAACGCGAACCGCUGUCCAUUGUGUCGGACAGUGUGGUACAUCUCGGAAUAUAUCCCCUUCCGGCUGCAGCAGUCCUCCCAAAGCGAACAGGAGCCAGCUCCGUCAGGUGAAGAAUGGCAUUCAAUAGGCGAAGAAUUUGAAGAGUAUAUGGACGAGAGCUCCUCCGAUGAAGAGCGCCCUUUGAGGAGGUCUUCCGAUGACUCUGAACGAGAAGGCGAGCGACGAGUUCUAGAAGAGCUACGCAGAGGUCGUCGCGGCGUACGAAGAAGCAGAGCAGAAUUCGACGCAGAGUCCCCGCCAUCAUCGCCGUUGUAUCUAAAUCAUCGGCGGGCCCGUCAGGCUCGGGAACGGCGCACUAUAACGCCCGUUGGCCGGUUGAGACGACUCCAGCAGACGAGAGCUACACUGAACGAGGGACCGGCGUCUGACCCUCAUCUGCAGCAGCUUUCGAAUGUUGCUGCAGCAACAUUAACGUCAGAAUGGGCCAACAUCACUGCGCCGCCCACGCACAGCCCCGAGCAGCCAUCCGCUGGUCUGAGCGCAGCAAGCGAAAUGUACAUACCAGAUUUCCGUGAACGCACUCAUUCUCGAUAUGUCCACCAGUCGCGCCUCCAUGGGGAACGUACCGCCCCAGAUUUCGCGGAGACAAUGACCCGCCGAGAGUGGGCGAACACGCAACGAGCGGAUGAGCGGAAUAACCAGCCCGAGGAACUCGACAGGCGUGAAGCGACUCUCGAGGAACUCGCUUAG
Trematosphaeria pertusa is the source of this 966-nucleotide messenger RNA. RefSeq lists its product as uncharacterized. Bases 1 to 966 code for a protein of 321 amino acids. Gene Ontology annotation, molecular function: ubiquitin protein ligase activity. Lineage: Eukaryota; Fungi; Ascomycota; Dothideomycetes; Pleosporales; Trematosphaeriaceae. Gene Ontology annotation, biological process: protein ubiquitination. The transcript has a single exon. The record is from RefSeq and is a predicted model, not a curated record.